Capsicum annuum is the source of this 1358-nucleotide messenger RNA. Its product is annotated as importin subunit alpha-like. The transcript has 11 exons. Gene Ontology annotation, biological process: NLS-bearing protein import into nucleus. Gene Ontology annotation, molecular function: protein binding; nuclear import signal receptor activity. NCBI's taxonomy places the organism in Eukaryota, Viridiplantae, Streptophyta, Magnoliopsida, Solanales, Solanaceae. The record is from RefSeq and is a predicted model, not a curated record. Gene Ontology annotation, cellular component: nucleus.
AUGCAACAAAAGGUGGUUCGUAAUUCAUUUUACUAUAAAGCUGCUAAGCAUGCUGCUAACCAAAUGCUUAACAAUUCUUUCAUUUCCUUUAAAUAUACAAAAGUCUCAAGUUUUACAACAUACAACCUUGCUCUCUACUAUAUGAUGAGUAGCCCUUUAGAGGAUUCGCCUUUGCUAGAGAGUUUUGUCAAAGGAGAUGAUUCUUACAGAAACUCUAUGUUCAAGCUCAUACCUUACAUAUCCGAGCUGGAGAGUCUUCCAGAAAUGAUUUUUGGGGUUUGGUCCGAUGAUAGUAGUAUGCAACUUGAAUUUACAACACAGUUCCAGAAACUGCUUUUAAUAGAACGCAAUCCUCCUAUAAAGAAAGUGAUACAGUCUGGGGUAGUUCCUCGCUUUGUUGAAUUUCUUGCUAGAGAUGACUAUCCUCAACUGCAGUUUGAGGCAGCAUGGGCUCUUACAAAUAUUGCAUCUGGUACAUCAAAAAAUACUAAAGUUGUGAUUGAUUAUGGUUCUGUUCCAAUUUUCAUCAAACUUCUAAGUUCACCAAGCGACAAUGUCCGUGAACAGGCCGUUUGGGGUUUGGGAAAUAUUGCUAGUGACUCACCCAAGUAUCGUGACCUUGUGCUUGGCCAUGGAGCCUUAGUGUCAUUGCUGCCACAAUUUAAUGAGCAUGUAAAGCUGUCUAUGCUGAGAAAUGCUACCUGGACAUUGUCAAACUUCUGUAGGGGCAAGCCUCAGCCGCAAUUUGAGCAGACAAAAGCGUCACUCCCCACUCUUGCUCGCCUUAUCCACUCAAACGAUGAAAUAGUCUUGACAGAUACAUGCUGGGCUCUUUCAUAUCUUUCUAAUGGAACUAAUUACAAAAUCCAGGAUGUUAGUGAAGAUGGAGUUUGUCCCCGCCUUGUUGAGCUGCUACUUCAUUCUUCACUAUCUAUUCUCAUGCCUGCCUUGCACACUGUUGGUAACAUUGUCAUAGGAGAUAAUAUCCAAACUAAGGUUAUGAUUGACCAUCAUGCUCUUGCCUGCCUUCUUAACCUGUUGACGCAAAAUUACAAAAAAUGCAUUAAAAAGUUAACUUCCUGGACAAUCUCAAACAUUAUAGCUGGUAAUUAAAAUCAAAUUUAGGUUGUGAUCGAGGCUGGCAUUAUUGCCCCUCUUGUCCAUCUGCUACAAAAUGCUGAAUUUGAGAUAAAGAAAGAGGCUGCUUGGGCAAUUUCAAAUUCUACAUUAGGUGGAAAUAUGCCAUCCUAUCAAGUAUGGUUCCUUUAGCAAAUUCAAUUUCAUCUGGUUAAUCUUACAUCUAUUUUUUUAAGCUCAUAUGGAAAUUGAUUUCUAGAGAGCUGGGAUGAGCAUUUCCU